GCCCUGGUGCCCGUGCAUGCAUUGUGCCUUUCGUCUGUCGAUUGACGGUCCUAGCCUGGUGCAAGGACUCGCAGCGCAUCCUACAUAUUCACCAACACGUCCGCCUCGCACAGCAUGGUGUUGCUUCCCUUAGGCUUUCCGCAAGCCGUCUUCUAUCACCACGAUCGACAGCAUACUCAUCCUCCCGAUUAUCACGUUCCAUGCUCUUUCGCCACCACCAACACUCUCUCUUCUGCCAGACAACAUGACCUCUGGUCAGGUAUUUCCAACGUUGCCUGGCACCAUCGACCCAUCGCACAUGGGACCUGAUGCCACUGCCGGCAUCGAAGGCUCAGAAUGGUAUGCACCGCCAAGUUCAUGUGGCUUCCACGAUUCAUACAUCACUCCUUACCCAUCAUCCACAGUCGAGAGCCAACCAUGGACGACAUACGCAAGGGCGUCCGUCCCUGACCUCAAUCUUGCGACAUGCGGAAUACAUAUGCCGCUCCAAUCUCAACAUCCUCAGAUGAUGAAAGACCCUGGGAGACCGAGGAGUAGCCCAAGCACAUUUGGCCCAUCACCAGAGACCAUUACAUGGCAAACAACCAGCGGGCUCGGAAUUCAAGGUAUCCAAUACACGACUGCAGGCGGUCAACCCACACCACCAGUUACAUCAACAUUUCCACCCAACGUGUUCCAGACCUAUCCGACAGAUGACCACUAUAGCACAUCAAGUCCCCCAGAGCUCCGACAACCCCAACCUCGACGAGCCUUUGCUUCGAUUGCACCAAGUCCGGCUGGUGAGAUAAUCAAGCGCAAGCGGGACGAAGCAACAGAACUUGACCUACCAUCAUCGGCUGGCAAGCGCCGAAAACGAGCGACCUCGGUAGCAUCGCAGGCAGACUUGAGCGAGGAUGAUCGAUUUCUCGUACAAUUGAAAGAGGACGAGAACCUUGCUUGGAAAGACAUUGCAGCGCGUUUCAUGAACGACAAGGGCAAGAAUUUCCAAGUAGCAGCGCUUCAAAUGCGCUACAAGAGGCUGAGAGAGAAGUUCCGAGUUUGGGAAGAUCAAGACGUCCAGGCAUUGAAACUCGCGCACGAGUACUGGGAAAAGUACAAGUGGGAGAUCAUCAGCGCGAAAAUGCUCGACUUUGGUGUCUCCGAGCGCUGGCCAGCACGUCACUGCGCCAGGAAAUGGACCGACCUGGAAGCCGGCAGCAACACCACCGCGCAAGCGACAACGCUCAACAUGACUCCCGCCUCUUUGUCAGCUUUUCCAAGUCCGAUCGAAGGUCCCGUACACUUUGCUUUCAUGCCCAUGUCGUGACUACAUGGCAGUGCCAACAAUACGCCUCCACCACAGCAGCCCUACGAACUCUUCCCGUGGCAAGGCAUGCAGACCGGCCCGAUCUCCACAUACUGAUGAUUUGAGCUGAUCCCACUGGAGUCCUUUCUUUCCGCACAUACACACACGUUCAACAAGACCAAGAGUUAAAUGAAAAAGGCUUAGAGGAACGAACAAACCUGGUUUGAAUGAUUUUGAUUUUGGAGGAUUAUGAUUGCGGCCUUUUGUUUUCGAAAAGAGGAGAGAAAGCAUGAUACCCCAUACCGCUCGCUUUUUUCAUGGCUGUACCUGGAGCAUCUAUUCUGGUUCGCUGUUUGUUCGGUUCUAGAUGAUACCCCAUUUCAUUCGCUUCUUAUGAGGGCAGCAACGACGAUGUACGAAAACAUUACGACUUUUUUGGUAACGGCAGAAAAAAGAAAGAAGGAAAGAUAAGA
Messenger RNA from Cercospora beticola, 1758 nucleotides. RefSeq lists its product as uncharacterized. The record is from RefSeq and is a predicted model, not a curated record. NCBI's taxonomy places the organism in Eukaryota, Fungi, Ascomycota, Dothideomycetes, Mycosphaerellales, Mycosphaerellaceae.